AUGAGUAUCGGUUCUACAAUUGACGUCGAAGAGAAAUGUCGAUUCAAUGCUUGGUGUUUGACAGACAAUGGAAUUGUUCAAGACGAGAAUGAUCUAGUUGUGCGGAAAAAGGAUAAAUCUGACUACGAAGGUCGCAUUGUUGAAGUUCCGAAAGAUUUAAACUUAGAGCUUCGUGUCGCACUACCGGAAGUUUCGAAAUCGAGAUCGAAAUCAGAAUCAAGGUUAGGAUCUAAAUCGAAAGAAGUGGUUACCAAGAAGACACAAGUGUCUUCGAAUCACAAAAAUCGUUUUGUGCAUACUCAAAUGCGUACAACCAAUAACCUCGAAAUUGAACAUGAAACUGUAUCGAAUAAUAACGAAGAAAGCUCCACCGAUGAGGAUCGCUUGGAAUCCAAACAGAUUAUGGUGCCAUCCGAUCCAUCCAAGUGGAACUCGAGCCACAUAGCCUCGUGGGUUUCGUGGUGCAGUCAGACAUUUUCGAUAAGACCAACGCCGAUCGCCACGAUACUUCCGUCGAACGGGAAGGAUCUGCUGAAAUUGUCUCUGCGAGAUUGGCAAGAAAUCGGCGGCCUGGGGGGAGGUCGCCUUCUGGCUCAACACUUGGGCCAUCUUCGUUUACAAGCGACUGGCGUGCAUACUCCCGAUCUACUGCAGGAGAACGAAAACGGCACCGAAAGGUUCAGCCUCCUACAACGGACUUGCUCGCUCAUUGGGUCGACGGCUGGAGCAGGGGGUUCGGGGGCGGUCGGAGGCGGACAGGUCCAGCUCUGGCAGUUCCUGCUGGAGCUGCUCUCGGAUUCGUCCAACUCUUCCUGCAUCGCGUGGGAAGGCUCGAACGGGGAAUUCAAGCUCACCGAUCCGGACGAAGUCGCGCGUCGAUGGGGCGAGCGCAAGAGCAAGCCCAACAUGAAUUACGACAAGCUGUCGCGCGCGUUAAG
Molecule: messenger RNA, 938 nt
Organism: Dinoponera quadriceps
Lineage: Eukaryota; Metazoa; Arthropoda; Insecta; Hymenoptera; Formicidae
Product: DNA-binding protein D-ETS-6-like
Exons: 5
Biological process (GO): regulation of transcription by RNA polymerase II; cell differentiation
Cellular component (GO): nucleus
Molecular function (GO): sequence-specific DNA binding; DNA-binding transcription factor activity, RNA polymerase II-specific
Source: RefSeq, a predicted model, not a curated record